Cylindrotheca closterium is the source of this 2991-nucleotide messenger RNA. Lineage: Eukaryota; Bacillariophyta; Bacillariophyceae; Bacillariales; Bacillariaceae. The record is from the annotation of a GenBank genome assembly.
AUGACCAAACCCUUUUCAAUCAAGCUUCGCUUAAAGGAAGAACGAGACAAUCUUUUCGUUCGUCUCAGUGAACGAACUGUCAAGGAUCUCCUGGAUGAUGCCUCAGCCAGUUCUUUCCUUCCGCUUGCUAUUGCUUUAUGUGACACAACUGUUUAUACCUCGUGGAACGGUGGUAUCAGUGAAUAUGAUGAUACGAUUGAAAUCCCAUCAUUUCUCCUUUCGGGCUUGUCCCCCUUGCCAACAAUGGUCGAGGUGAAAUUGCUAACGUCGAUUUCGCCAUGUACUAAAGUUCACGUGGAGCCAGUCAGUGCCAACGAUUGGGAACUUCUUCAAUGUGAUUCUGCAGUGCUUCAACGAGGCGGCUUCCUUCAACAAGUCAGCGUGGUAUAUUCGAAGCAGCAUCUUCACCUGAAAAUGGACAAUGAUUGGGUGGAGCUGUUGGUAGGUCGCAUCGAGUCCUCAAAUGAUGAUGACGAAAAGAUCGUAUUCGGUCUUCUUCGUCAGGACACCGAGGUCAUUAUUGCACCACGAACUCGCGAAAAGAAGGAUAUUGUGGACUGGUCUCCACCCCAAACGCUCAUUCCCAGUCAAGACGACUGGAAUGAAGCCAUGCUUCAGCUGCACAAGACAAUGGAGCUUGAACCGUUGUCUCUGGCACCUGGCUGUGUCUUGGUCAACGAAAUGAUGUGGAACUCGAAAUACUCCUGGGCAACGGUGGAGCCUUGUUCCAACAAGGCACAAAAAGAAGACCAAAAGCGUUUGGUGCGAGUGAUUUGCAACAAGUCUGUCCCAGAAGGGAAUGCAGUACUGCACAAGUGGCUCCGUCAGGAUUUAGGUUUGGCGUUGUAUUGGAAAUCGAUACGAUUGCGUCCGACCUCCACUCCAAGAGACUUAUCCUUAGAGGAUAUUUCCCUUGUGCCCAUCCAAUUCAACGCAGCCGAAAGUAUUGCGGCAUUCCGAAAACCAAGUAGGACACUGCAUGAUACCAACAUUGCCAGCAUUGAAACCACUGACGCCAUCGCGUUGCCAUUGAGUUGCAUCUUUGAGGCAAAUUGUUUAGCAGAACACGGACCACAAACAAAAGAUUCAGUUUCAUACUUUCGGCUUGUCGAUGUGAAUACCGAGAAUCCAUCUGCGCAACUGGGCGGUAUCCUUACUUGCAAUCAAGAGGCUCGCGACCGACUUGCUGAACUUUGUACAAGAACAAAGACUGACACUGAACCAGAGGUAUCGAAUGUACCGGAACAUGAGAACUUCCUGAGCCCUCUUUCGGCUCCAGUCGUGUCUUCACAUUCUUGGGCAGAAAAUGCAAUCGAUUCGUUGCGAAAAGAUGACCAACUGUGGAUUACAAUCUGGGGGGAAAGUGGUAGCGGAAAGUCCCAUUCUGCACUGCUACUGAGUGCGAUGUGCAAAGUCUCACAGCAUGCUCCAAGUAUCUACUUGGAUUGCAAGCGACUGAAAGAGACGACUACUUCUCUAGUUGAAAUCUUGAACGAGAUAGAUUCCGUCUUUGAGCUUGCAGUGGAAGUUCAGAAUUGUAUCAUCGUUUUCGAUGACAUGGAUCUAGUUGCUCCAAAUUUGCUGGGCGGAGAAGAGCAGGAUUCUUCAGCCCGGGUCGAGACGGCUAAUCCAAUUGCAGUCUCCCAAUCAAAGGUCAUCGCAGAUCGUGUGCUACAACUUAUCGAAGCAACUCGGUCAAGUCGAGUAUCCAUCCUCGCCACUUCAACGAGUAUGGAAUCCAUCCAUUCAUCAUUUCAUGAUUGCUUGAGAAUUCCUAAACUAAACAUGGAGGUUCCGGUACUUUCUUCGGAUGAUCGGGUUAGUGUAUUGGAGCAGUUGGUGGGGAACGAUUCCUCCCACACUACAGCUCCAAUAUCUAAGAAAAUUGGCCAAAAGAUGGAUGGCUUUCGGCCCCAUGAUCUAGAGAAGAUAGCGUCUAGGGUCCGACGAAAGCUUCGAACAGAAGGAGAUGGCUUGUCCAUCAACGAAGCUGUCUCGAUGGUCAUCGACGGCUACAUUCCGCUCUCGCAUAUGGCACUGAACGAUCUUGAUCAUAAAGUCUCCACGACUUGGGAGAUGAUUGGUGGCCUGUCCUCAGUAAAGUUGAAGCUUGAAUCACUUGUUUUGAAUCCAGUGAAAUACAAAUUGAUCUACGAGAAAGCGAGCAUCAAGCUUCCGAGAGGAGUUCUGCUCUUUGGCCCUCCUGGCUGCGGAAAGUCAGCCCUUGUUCCUGCGCUUGCCCAGUUUUGCAAGUUUCCUGUGAUCUCUUGCAAAGGUCCCGAGAUUUUCGACAAGUACAUUGGUGCAUCAGAAGCCAAGAUUCGAGAGCUUUUCAAGAGAGCCAGCGAUGUCGCUCCGUCCAUUCUCUUCCUUGAUGAGCUAGACUCGCUGGCCCCUCGUCGAGGUUCCGAUCACACUGGGGUGACUGACCGGGUAGUCAACCAGCUGUUGACGUUCCUGGACGGAGUAGAAGAUAACUCUGGGGAAACGGUUUACGUGGUAGCAGCAACCUCAAGGCCUGACAAAGUGGACUCCGCGGUCCUUCGUCCAGGCCGUUUGGAGCAGCAUCUCUUUGUCGGACCUCCUACAACAGAAGAAGAUCUCUUUGAUUUAUUCUCGAAACUUUGCUUGGAGUGGAACUUGACUGAUGAUUGUCAAGAGAAGCUAUCAUCUAUUGAGAACGCAAACGAGAUAUUGAGCCUUGUCAUACGGGGCACUGGUUCCAUAUUUCCUGCGGAUAUCAAGGCUGCCUUUGUCACGGCACAUGUCAAUGCCGUCCAUAGGGCUCUAGAAAAGCAAAAGCCCGAAGAGAUACAAGAAGUCAAGAUUUGCCUGGAUGACCUAAAAUCUGCUCUUCAAAGUGCUCGGCCGAGCGUGAGUGGCAAGGACGCUUUUGAACUCAAGGAAAUCUACCAAAAGUUCCAAGGAAAGAAGAAGCAAAGCAAUGACUCAAGCGGGAAGCAACCGGAAUUAAAGACGACACUAAGGUAA